Molecule: messenger RNA, 697 nt
Organism: Paramecium pentaurelia
Lineage: Eukaryota; Ciliophora; Oligohymenophorea; Peniculida; Parameciidae
Source: the annotation of a GenBank genome assembly
AUGAGAUAUGAAAUUAAUUUGGAAACAAUGUUGUUGGAUAUUGACUAUAUUUACAGAAAGGACAUAAAAAGAAGAUCCCAACUAUUUGUGUUUAGAAAAUCUUAUAAUACUUAACUUUCAAAUUUUUUUUUUUGUUUCUACAUAGACUUCAAGGUUUUCAUUAAUAAUUUUGCAAAUUUUGUACCAAAAUAAAAAAUCUGUUAAUUAUUUAAUUUCCUUAUUAAUUUUAUGACUAAAUAAUUUGAAGAGUAAGUAAUCAUAAGUACAAUAAUUAAGAAGACUUAAGUUUAUAUAUUAGUUAAAAUAUCUGCAUUUACCUCAUAGAAUAAUAAUUUCCCUUAAGAUUCCAAAUAUUAAUCAUUCAUAAAUUAUGUAAAUAAUUAAUCAAUUUUAACUAUUUCUAAAAUAGGUUGCAUAGAUAUCAAAUUACUUGAUUCAAAGUAAAUAAAUAAAUUAAGAGGAAAAAUUACAUUAAUAAAUCUAAGGUAGGAUUAUUAUUGAAGCAUUUCAAGUAUUUCUUAAAUUAAUAAUUAGCCGCAAAUUAUCAAUAUGAGUAUCACUGAGCCUCCCAUUGAAAUCAUUGUGUAUUUAGCUACUUUUUAGAGGUAAAUGGCAUUCUAUUUUUAUUCAUCAUUAAGGUAUUAUGGAAGAUUAAGUUUUAUUUAAUUUAUUUAAUUAGCAAGUGGAACAUCAUGAU